Penicillium expansum is the source of this 621-nucleotide messenger RNA. Its product is annotated as acyl-CoA thioesterase. The record is from RefSeq and is a predicted model, not a curated record. The transcript has a single exon. NCBI's taxonomy places the organism in Eukaryota, Fungi, Ascomycota, Eurotiomycetes, Eurotiales, Aspergillaceae. Gene Ontology annotation, cellular component: mitochondrion. Bases 1 to 621 code for a protein of 206 amino acids. Gene Ontology annotation, molecular function: fatty acyl-CoA hydrolase activity.
AUGGCCACCCCAGAGUCCCAAGCCAAGAGGCAACGCAAGCGCAGCGACUAUGGCUUCCACCAAGUACACCAGACCCGAUGGUCAGUACCAGGACCUCUGAACGGGGGCCCGAAAACCAACCAGACACCGACACUAACAAACCACACCCACAGGUUCGAUAACGAUAUGUACGCGCACCUCAAUAACGCAGUUUACACACACCUCUUCGACACAAUCGCGAACACGUACCUAAUCCAACACUGCGGAAUGGACCCCUUCAGUGUGAACAACCCAACUCCAGCGUCAACUCACGGCCAACCCUCCAACUUCCCCUCCCCAUCAAACCUAGCAGCUGGCGCAGACCAAAUAGGUCUGAUUGUUUCGACGCACGCUGAUUUCUUUGCCUCGGUGCGCUUCCCGGAUCUGCUGGAGGUUGGGCUGCGCGUUAAUAGACUCAGCAAGUCUAGCGUUACCUGGGAAGUGGGUAUUUUCCGUAAGGGUGAGGAGGAUGUUAAGAUGGUUGGGACUUAUACUCAUGUUUUUGUGUUGAGGGAGACUAUGCGGGUUGGGAAGACGGGGAUGGAGGAACGGACUAGGCAGGGCUUGGAGAAGUUGCUUGUUAGGGCUGAGGCGAAAUUGUGA